Talpa occidentalis (Iberian mole) is the source of this 3235-nucleotide messenger RNA. RefSeq names its product growth differentiation factor 6 (gene GDF6). NCBI's taxonomy places the organism in Eukaryota, Metazoa, Chordata, Mammalia, Eulipotyphla, Talpidae. Gene Ontology annotation, cellular component: extracellular region. Gene Ontology annotation, molecular function: growth factor activity; cytokine activity. The record is from RefSeq and is a predicted model, not a curated record. Gene Ontology annotation, biological process: SMAD protein signal transduction; BMP signaling pathway.
CAUGGAUACGCCCAGGGUCCUGCUCUCGGCCGUCUUCCUCAUCAGUUUCCUGUGGGAUUUGCCCGGUUUCCAGCAGGCUUCUAUCUCGUCCUCUUCGUCCGCUGAGUUGGGCUCCGCCAAGGGCAUGCGAAGUCGCAGGGAAGGGAGGAUCCCGCGGGCGCAGCGAGAGAGUGGCACGGCCCGGGUGCCCGCCGAGCGCCAGGAGCCAGGGCCGUGGCAGUGGGAGGAUCCCGGCGGCCCGCUGGAGCAGCCCCAGGCGCACGAGUCGCCCGGACGGGGCCCGCGCGUGGUGCCCCACGAGUACAUGCUGUCAAUAUACAGGACCUACUCCAUCGCCGAGAAGCUGGGCAUCAACGCCAGCUUCUUCCAGUCUUCCAAGUCGGCCAAUACCAUCACUAGCUUUGUAGACAGGGGGCUAGACGAUCUCCCGCACACUCCUCUCCGGAGACAGAAGUAUUUGUUUGAUGUGUCCACGCUCUCAGACAAAGAAGAGCUGGUGGGCGCGGAGCUGCGGCUCUUUCGCCAGGCGCCCGCAGCGCCCUGGGGGCAGCCGGCGGGGCCGCUCCGCGUGCAGCUCUACCCCUGCCUGUCGCCGCUGCUGCUGGACGCGCGGACCCUGGACCCGCAGGGGCGCCGGGCCGGCUGGGAAGUCUUCGACGCCUGGCAGGGCCUGCGCCACCGGCCCGGGAAGCAGCUGUGCUUGGAGCUGCGCGCCGCGUGGCACGAGCCGGGCGCCGCCGAGGACGAGGCGCGCGCGCCGGAGCCCCAGCAGCCGCCCGCCCCGGACCUGCGGAGUCUGGGCUUCGGCCGGAGGGUGAGGCCCCCCCAGGAACGCGCCCUGCUGGUGGUGUUCACGCGAUCCCAGCGCAAGAACCUGUUCGCGGAGAUGCGCGAGCAGCUGGGCCCCGGCGCGGGCGCCCACGGGUCGUGGCCGCCGCCGUCGGGCGCUCCAGGGGCCGGGCCGUGGCUGCCCUCGCCCGGCCGCCGGCGGCGGCGCACGGCCUUCGCCAGUCGCCACGGCAAGCGGCACGGGAAGAAGUCCAGGCUGCGCUGCAGCAAGAAGCCCCUGCACGUGAACUUCAAGGAGCUGGGCUGGGACGACUGGAUUAUCGCGCCCCUGGAGUACGAGGCUUACCACUGCGAGGGCGUGUGUGACUUCCCGCUGCGCUCGCACCUGGAGCCCACCAACCACGCCAUCAUCCAGACGCUGAUGAACUCCAUGGACCCCGGCUCCACCCCGCCCAGCUGCUGCGUGCCCACCAAAUUGACUCCCAUCAGCAUCCUGUACAUCGACGCCGGCAAUAACGUGGUCUACAAGCAGUACGAGGACAUGGUGGUGGAAUCCUGCGGCUGCAGGUAGCGGCGCCUUUCUGGCCGCCUUGGCCCCGCAGGGGAGGCCUGACUGCAGAGGGGCGGAGGAAGAGCUGGCCUAGGAGGAGGCGAGAGGGUAGGGAGCAGCCUGGACCUGAGGCUGGGAGAUAGGGGGAGCUCAGCCUGCCCAGAAGCUUCCACCUGCCAGCCCACAGGGAGACACGGAUUUUCACACCUUGCCAGGCCACCGUGGAAAAACAAGUCAAGGAGGAUUUCUUAUAUUUUUCUUUAUUAUUGUGGCUUUGGAUUUCCUGGUGUGUCUCACAGGUUUUGCUAGGAGGUGGGGGAAGGGGAGACGCAUAUUUGUUUCUCAACUGCUCCAUAGAUCUUUUUUUUUUUUUUUUUUUAAAUUACAGUUUAAGAAGGAAAACAGUGUGGCAGGAAGAAUCACCGUUGACCACUUCUUGAUUUGAUUACUUUCUACCUGUGUAAGGAAGGUGGGGUCUUUCCGGCCAUGUCAUAGCCCAUGCUUUGUGACCUCCCAAGCAGAAAGAGUUGAAACAGAGGAACUGAUCCUGGGAUUUGGAAAGCCAGGAAGGGCCCUGUUUUCAGAAGAGACUUGAGAGGGAAGAGCUUUGCGAGAAAGCUGGCAUUUUUAGCCCACUAGUGUAUUGCUGUGAGCUUCCCAGUCCUGCCCCUGGCCUCUCCCAGUAUGGGGAACAGGCAGCCUGCGGUUCACUUCAGGGGACUCAGGUCACUGCCUUUACUGUUACAUUUUCUGGUGGGGAAAGGGGAGCUGGUAUGGAUGGAAUGACAAGAAUGAGUCCAGUAGAACCCCCUGAAGGAUAAUGAGAAACCACAAGGCCUGCCUCUGACCAGGGCUGACACAGAGGAGCAUUAGUCCAGGCUGCAGGUAACCCACCCCAAAGCCUUUGGUAGUGUCUGUUUCUAAUUGGUUUCCUUGAAUGGAAUUUGCCAAAAUUGACAUUUCCUUUUAAGGGGACUGUGAUUGCCCAGGUUUAAAAAAAAAAAUUGAUUAGGGGUGAGAAGCUAAGGUAAGAGGUUCAGAGAAGGGGGAAAUAUUCCGAGAAAUAGAAGGGGGAUAUCAGGACGGGAGAGGGUGAACCCCACUGGGGAUGGGGAGAGAGAUGCAGGCAGAGAGCAGGGAGGUGGAUGAAAGGGGGCACAAGUCCCUAUCUCCAGAGCUUCUUUAAAAUCUUUGUUCCCUCCCCUCUAGCUGACAUUCCUGAAGGAUUACCAGCCUGCAAUAGCCCAGGGCUUCCCCAAAAGAAUUGUUUCAGAUUGUAAUUACCAGUUAGGCAAUGUUUUUAAAACCUGGUAAUGAGAAACUGUGAAAAGAGCAAAGUAUUACAUUGAGCUUGGGGUGGGAGCUGAGGAAUGGGCAGUGAAGAGUCAGGGGUGGAAUUCAUCGUCCCCAAAGAAGCAGGAGGGAACACAAUGCAAUUUAAAUUCCCAUUCCCAGAUUGUUGAAAGCAUGACUUUUCCCCCAACCUGAACCAGUAUUAUUUUCAAGCAUUGUCCAUACUUAGACCCUUUGAAGAAUGAGCUUCUUUCUUAUCUUUGACCAUGAAAUGGUUUACACAAGGGGACUGCUACCAACCAUUGAAAAAAGAUUUUGUUUUUCCUUAGUGGUUUUGCUCUCUUGGUCUAAACCUGUUGCUUGUUUGGUUCAGAGAACUACAAACUGUCCGAGAAAGGGCGAGAAUAAAAAUAAAUGCUAAUAUAAAACGCUAAGGAAAAAAAAAAAAAAAGGACUUGGCCAGAAGAAAUAAUUUAAAAUGCACAUUUGCUUUGGAUGCACUGUUGUUCUGUUUAGGCUGUAUAUAUUUGUUUAUUUAAGGUGAUUGAAAGUACAAAGAGGAAAUGGACAGCAUGCAAUUCAUCUUAAUGUACAAAACGUUAU